AUGGUGAAAAGUGACCCUACACUCGCAAUGCACAUCAGAGAAUACGUGAUUGCAGGCAGAAGACUCCCAUCAGAAAAGGACGAGAACCCUACCAUUUACAGGAUGAGAAUCUUCGCAAGUGAUGAGGUCAAAGCUAAAUCGAGAUUUUGGUAUUUCGUCAAGAGAAUGAACAAAAUCAAGCCUUCCCAUGGAGAAAUCGUUUCUGUGAAAGAAAUCAAGGAAAAAAGAACUCUCCACGCCAAGACCUAUGGGAUCACUUUAAGGUAUGAGACCAGGACUGGAGUCACCAACAUGUACAAAGAAUACAGAGAAACCUCAUUGUGUGGUGCAAUUGGAAGACUCUAUAUGGAUAUGGCUGGCCGCCACAGAGCAAGACCAGAAACCAUCCACAUCGUCCACACCAAGGUCUUACAUACUUAUGAUCAGGUCAAGCGUUCAACUACAGGACAAUUUUACAACUCCAAGAUCAGAUUCCCAUUAUUGCACGAAACAGUGAGAGCACCUUCUAAAGCCUUGAGAUCAACCUUUGUGGCAGCAAGACCUCUUACUCGUAGUCACUAA
Molecule: messenger RNA, 561 nt
Organism: Blepharisma stoltei
Lineage: Eukaryota; Ciliophora; Heterotrichea; Heterotrichida; Blepharismidae
Source: the annotation of a GenBank genome assembly